Angiostrongylus costaricensis is the source of this 312-nucleotide messenger RNA. The record is from the annotation of a GenBank genome assembly. Lineage: Eukaryota; Metazoa; Nematoda; Chromadorea; Rhabditida; Metastrongylidae.
GUAGCGGCUCGUAUCGUAAUGGGUAAAACUUUCCCCAAAAAUGGGCAAACUGUAACGUGUCAUUACGUGCUUACCCUUAAGAAUGGAAAACAGGUGGAUAGCUCCCGCGAUCGUGGUUUGCCUUUUAAGUUCAAGAUAGGAAAGGGAGAAGUUAUCAAAGGAUGGGAUCAAGGUGUAGCCCAGAUGUCUGUUGGGCAACGGGCCAAACUAACAAUUUCUCCCGACCUAGGGUACGGCUCUAGUGGUGUGUCUGGAGCCAUCCCUCCGAAUUCAACUUUGAUUUUUGAUAUCGAGUUGAUCAGUGUAAACUGA